UAUGGCGAAGAGACUGGAUGAAAGUUCCUGCGUGAACAAAGGGUGUGCAUCGAGCGAUGAACAAGCGAACAGACGACUUGAAGGAAGAUUCUGCAAGCGUCCGCAAUAAACAGCAGCAAGUGCAGAACAACAUUCGGCCACAAACAUCCAAUCAAGGCACUCUUGCACUGACCGUUUUGUAAGAAGAAUACAGUGGAAAUUUUGAAGGCAGGGUCUUGUUCUGACAAUUAAGCUUCCCUAGAGAAUCCAUGCCCUAAAGCACCAGGUAUGGCAGCUGCCACACCUUCAUCACUUGCCAGUUCUGUAGAGAAGACGAAUGGAGCCAAGCUCAGCAGACUUCUUAUUGAUGGCGGUACAGCGGUUUUGAGGAAAUGCUUCGAUACCUUUCACCCCCCUACCAAACUAGCUGCUGGUCUCAGUUCUCACUACACAACACUGCACACUCUUUUCAAGAAAAAGGUUCUGCGUUUAGCCCAGUGGUACCAACUUUUCCCACCUAGUGGGGAUCCACCUGAUUCUAAAGAAUUUGAUAUCACUCUCCUGUUUCUCCUUUUGACCAACAUGUGUGGCCUCACCCCUCCAUCCUUAGGAUGGCACGCGAUGCCACCUAUUAGUGACACCUCUUUCGAGGCUAACCUUGCUCGAGUGAAGUUUUUCCGCAAUGAGUUGUAUGGCCACGUGUCCACCACUGGCGUUGAAAUGUCAGUGUUUUUGUCCCUGUGGCCGAAAAUUCGCGCAGUCCUUGUUGAUCUUGGGUUUGACCAGGUAGAAAUAGAUAGAUUAGAAGCCGAACAUAGUGGAGAGGAAGACUAUAUUGACUUGUUACGUGAGUGGUCUGAGAGUGAAGAAGAUACGUGGUCACAGCUGAGGGAUAUACGGAAUUUCCAGAUACAGAUGCACGAAGACGUUGCAGAUCUACGUCAAAACCAAAAAGAAGACCAGAAAACACUUGAGGAUACCAAGUCUAAAUUGGAGAAAUUGUCCCACUGCCAGGCAAAAACUCUUGAGGCUGUUGAAGAAAUGCAAGUAGGUAUCGAAGAAUUUAAACAGGUAGCUGAGUACGAAAAGAAGAAGAGAGAAGAUCAUUGGGAAGUUGAGGCCCUUAAAAACCUAGCGAAGGUCGACUUCCGAGGGGAUAUUGAAUAUCAUGCGCAAAGAUUCCAGGAAGGAACCCGUGAGUGGAUCUUCCGACAGAUGGAUGAAUGGUUAGACGACAAAAGCUCCGAAAAUCGAGUAAUGGUCAUCAGUGGCAAUGCUGGCAUGGGAAAGUCAGUUAUCUCCGCUGUUGCGUGUAAGAGAAUGCAAAAAGCUGGUCGACUGUCAGGGAGCCACUUCUGUCAGCACAACAAAGUGCGCUAUCGAAAUCCACAGCUGAUGCUUCAAUCCUUGGCCUGUCAUUUGACGCACACCUUACCCGAGUACAAGGAAGCUCUCGUGGAAAAACUAUCAAGGAAUCUGGGGGUACCACUCAACAGCAUGGGUGUCGAAGAGCUCUUUGCUCUGCUUUUGAAGGAACCUCUUAAUGCUGUUAAAGAUCCAGGAAGAAACAUCUUAAUGGUAAUAGAUGGCUUGGACGAAAGUGAAUAUCAAGGACGCAACGAGCUUCUCGAUGUCGUUGGCAAGCAUUUUUUUAAGCUCCCAAAAUGGAUUCGAUUUCUCGUGACAGCCCGACCAGAAAUAAACAUUACGGAGAGCCUGAAGCAUCUGCAACCCAUACACCUGAACCAAAAACAGGAAGAGAACUUAAGCGACAUCAAACGUUUCUUUCAACUACGUCUGGGAAAGCAACUUGAGCAAGAACAUAAGAAUGUGCUCUUGGACAAACUGGUUCAAAGGACUGAGGGUAUUUUCCUAUUUGCAUAUUUUCUUAGUGCUGCACUCGAAGAGAAUGCCUCGCCAAUUACCGUCGAGGAGGUGGAGAGCAGAUUGCCUUCGGGUAUUUCAUCCGUUUAUCUUGAUCAUUUUAAACGGUUAGAAAAGGAACUUUGCAAAGAGUUAAAGAUUGAAGAAGAACAAGUGUUACAUUUCCUAUGCGCCCUAGCCGCUUCCAGAGAGCCUCUACCAUUGGCCUUGGCCUCCAGAAUACUACAACCUACUGGGAACUGUUCCACUGCCAGACGAAAGGUAAAUGAAAUAAUCGCCUGUAUCUCUUCUCUUUUGCCAAUCUGCCACGAUCGAGUUCACUUCAUCCAUAAGUCCGUGAAAGAUUGGUUAACAAAUACGUCGUCGUAUGGUCAGCAUGAAUUCAUCGUGGACGAGAAGGAAGGGCAUCAGAUCCUCUUCGACCUUUGCACUGCUGAGCUUGACAAAAUUAAAGACAAGAAGCUUCUUGAUUCCCAUUUCAACGACGCUGAACAGUACGCAUUGCAACAUGGUGUCCAGCAUAUGACCGAGCUGGAUGGACUGGGUGAUCAUUCAACUACCUACAACGUAGAUCACCUGGUAAAAUCCUAUGUCAUAGAUUUAGAACUCAUUUUUCGCAGACUUUGUGUGAACAGCGUGGUUCCUUCAGAUGAUCUCCAACGUGUUCAAAGGAACGUCGACCUCGCCUCACUGCAAGAGGGAACUUAUUCUUUGUUAAGCUCUCUGUCAAAAGCCCUUCGAAAACAUUCCUAUCUGUUGAAGGACCACCCACAAGCUUUGUUUCAAAUUUUGGUCAACGAGGGCUCCCCCGAGCUAUCUCUUGGAGCAGCAGCAAUCCUUGAAAACAAGCUUCCUCAUGCCUUGUACAUGAAAUACCUAGACAAAGAAGAAGAACAAGAAGUAGUGCAAGGUCGAUUUUAUUGUUCAGGUACUGUGGCAUGCUUUGAUGUUUCACCCGAAAUGGAUUAUAUGGUGUGUGAAUGCCAAGAUGGAACAAUUCACCUGUGGUCUCUUCACACAGGGAAUGAAGAAUGGAAGAGACCAUCCUUAUUUGCGAAAGAAUUCACGGCCUUAUCUCGUUGGGGUAGUUCCUCGCACGAUGAAGGAGCAUAUCGUUGGGUGCAAUCUGGUUUGACUUUUUAUCGAUCAGUAGUUUUUGAUGCUAGUGGAAAAUAUGUCUUACCAGGAUGCUUGCGAAAUGUGUACACCCUAGGUGGAGAGUCCUAUGAGCUUUUUCCGAAAAGUGAUUGUGUUUUUUCAAAUUGUGCGUUUUCUAGAAACAGGAGAAAAUUUUUAACUGACAGUAGUAAUGAUCCCAAAAAAAUCUCUCUGUGGAACAUAGACGAUGGCGCCGAAUUAUGCUGCAUGCUUUUGGAUGAAAACGUUGCAUGUCUCGCUAUUUCCCCAGAUGGGUCAGUCCUCACAGCUGCAGAUAUUACUGGACGCGUGUACAUUCGUCAUUGCGACACAUUGCAAGGAUGGAAGUUCAAAUAUGUUCCAUGUGGACUAAUGCACCUUGCCUUCGAUGGUAAUUACAUAUUCGCUUUUGGUUCUCUAGGUUUUGUGCUCGCAGAAAUUGGAUCUCAUAUUUCAUACGCUUGGGUUUGGAAUGGCGAACAUGAUUACCAACUGUUCUCCCUCAGAAGUGAAGAUCAACUCUCUUCCUCGACAGGUGUCUCAUCGCUCUCAUUUCAGCGAGGCAAAUUUCUGUUAUGGCCAAGUGAUUCAAGUACUUUAGAUUUAACUGAUUUUUACGAGGAAAAUGCGGGGACUUGUCUGGUACAGAGUGUAAGCCGUAUUUUUCCAGAUUUAAAAGCAGGAUUUUACACAAGGCUAUCAGACAAUUCAAUACUGGCGGGUAGCCCAUCUUUCAACUACGUCGCCUUGGUGGACGUCAGUCAUCCAGAUUGUUCCUUUAAAAGCCCAGCAGUCAAUGAGGUGAUGCUUUCACCUGAGGGAGAUACUCUGUACUCCAUUUGUUCGGAUGAGAGGUCUUGUGAAGUGACCGUUUUAAGAUUGUCGAAUCGAGAAAUUUUGAUGCCGAAGAGGUCUUUUGCUUUUCCGUCUCUAUUUUUUGUGCCUAUGAAGGAAGGUGUUUUACUAUGUAUGGGGAAUGGAGUACCAGAGCUGUGGAAUUUCGAAUUAACGAGAUGCAUACGACCUCUUUCCAAACUGAGUGGUUAUGAAAAGCUUACUCUUAUAUCACAGGAACUGAUAGCCUGUCAAAGUCAAGACCAUUCAUUUGAAGGAACAGAUAUACCGGAUGUGGUAGUUUAUUAUCCACCAGAGGAGACAACAUUUUUUUUAAUGUCAUUAAAAGGGUCAUCUAAUCCAGUUAAAUUAUAUCUGAGAGGCUCAACCACCUUUAAAUUGCUCAAAGUAGACAUCUUCAACGUCACCAGUGGGGAGUUUAUUUAUUCUGGGAAAACAAAAGUUAUUUGCGAAGAAAAUAUUGAAUUUGUUUACUUCAAUGUUCGGGGUGACUUUCUUGUCUGCACUUGUGAGGAAAUAGACGAUGACUUGUUUGACAUAACAGAGUUGAAAAUUUGGUUGAGAAAGAACGACUCCCAGAAAAAUUCGUGGGAAAGAAAGAGUAGAAAGUAUUUUGAAGAACCGUUUUGGCCCCGGCUUAUUAUUUCGCCCAAAGAAGAGUUUGUUGUGACUUGGGGUUCCCUCGAUGCAGGUCGUGGAUUACAUAUCCUCGAUGCCAGAUGCGGUGAAACGAGGCACAAUUUGCUGAAAAACCGCGUUGACAUCGUCGACUGCAAAUUUGCUUGUGACGACGAGUCUUUGCUUUGCUGCACUAGCGACAACUUCCUUCGAUUGUUUCAAGUAAGAACCGGUGACUUGCUCUGCGUGCUCGACAUAAAGGAGAGACCGUUCAGUUUGGGGGUCUGCGCACGUGAAGAUCUAAUAGCCGUUGGUUUGUCGUCGGGUAGAUUAAAAUUCAUCCGCGUGGAGCUACCGAGGAGAAAAGAAUCAGAACGUAAAGGCUCACUGACCAAAACCAAAUGGAAGUGAAUGGAAGAAUCUUAAAGCAUUUUUGCUGCUCUCGAGAAUCGUCACGUAACAUUGAAACAACUCUCAAAAAGGAAUCCACAGAACGAUAUUGACUGUACGUCGAUGAGUACAAUGACAUCAGGACUCCUCCGACGCCUUCUUCACCUUAAGAAUCCAACAUUCGAGACCUCAUACGUUUGCUCGGGUUUGCAUUUUUUUUUCUUUUUGUUAUGAGGAUUUCAGUUUAGCUUGCACUGAAG
Molecule: messenger RNA, 5123 nt
Organism: Pocillopora verrucosa
Lineage: Eukaryota; Metazoa; Cnidaria; Anthozoa; Scleractinia; Pocilloporidae
Biological process (GO): signal transduction
Molecular function (GO): protein binding
Source: RefSeq, a predicted model, not a curated record